This is a messenger RNA of Dentiscutata heterogama, 130 nucleotides long. The record is from the annotation of a GenBank genome assembly. Lineage: Eukaryota; Fungi; Glomeromycota; Glomeromycetes; Diversisporales; Gigasporaceae.
GACAAAGAAGACAUACCUGAAACGAUUGAGAUAGAAAAUUCUGAUGAUAUUGAAAGCUUAGAUAAUGAUCUUGAAGCAAUAGAUGUCGAUGAUACUAGAGACAACAAUACUUCGAAUUCAUCACCUAAAG